Urocitellus parryii (Arctic ground squirrel) is the source of this 8032-nucleotide messenger RNA. Lineage: Eukaryota; Metazoa; Chordata; Mammalia; Rodentia; Sciuridae. The record is from RefSeq and is a predicted model, not a curated record.
GAGAGGUUGUGUUAGGUAGAUUUUAGGUGUUUCAAGAAAUAGAGCAUACUAAAUGCUUGCUUGGAUUAUGUUUUCAUUAUAGCUUUUGAUAAAAGACAUAUGGUGACCUUUGGGGUCAGCAAAGCUAGGACACAAUAGCAGGUAUUCUUUCAUGCCUUUUAACUGAAAGAAUAUCACGGCUUGUUGUUUUGGAGUGCUGUCACUGCUCUGAAUCGAAAGGAUAAUGGCUACUUCCUGAUUAAACCCACUCUCCACAAUAUGGAUUCUGGAGAACGGUUGCCAUCCUCAACAGCCUCCUCUACCACACCAACUUCAUCUUCUACACCUUCUGUGGCUUCAGCAGUUUCUAAAGGUGGCCUUUCCACUGGAGCUGCUUCACUUAGCUCUACAAUCAACCCAUGUGGACAUUUAUUCAGAGCAGCUGGGGAUCAACCGUUUAACCUGUCCACAGUGUCGAGUGCCUUCCCAAUGGUCAGCCACCCAGUCUUUGGUCUACAUUCAGCCAGCUCAGGGCAUUCAGAAUUUGGUGGUUUGGGGACACUUGGUACACCCACAGCCUUAGCCGCACAUCCCCAACUAGCAUCUUUUCCAGGUGCAGAAUGGUGGCGAACAACAGAUGUUCAUACUCGUACAGGAACACCCUUCUUUCCACCAAUACUGGGAAUUCCACCACUGUUUGCUCCUCCAGCCCAGAAUCAUGAUUCUUCAUUCCAUUCAAGAACUUCAGGAAAAAGUAAUCGAAAUGGUCCUGAAAAAGGUGUAAAUGGGUCAAUUAAUGGAAACAGUACCUCAUCUGUGAUUGGUGUCAACACAUCUGUACUAUCCACUACUGCUUCAAGUUCCAUGGGACAGACUAAAAGUACAAGCUCAGGUGGAGGAAAUCGAAAAUGUAAUCAGGAACAAAGCAAAAGCCAGCCUUUGGAUUCUAGGGCUGACAAAAUCAAAGAUAAAAAACCAAGGAAGAAAACUAUAGAAAGUUCUAGCAACAGCGAUAGUGAUUCGGGCACAUCAUCUGACACCUCAAGUGAAGGCAUUAGUAGCAGUGACUCAGAUGAUCUAGAAGAAGAUGAAGAGGAAGAAGAUCAAAGUAUUGAAGAAAGUGAAGAUGAUGAUUCUGAUUCAGAAAGUGAAGCACAACAUAAAAGUAACAACCAGGUGCUAUUACAUGGUAUUUCAGACCCAAAAGCAGAUGGACAGAAAGCAACUGAAAAAGCCCAGGAAAAAAGAAUACACCAGCCAUUACCUCUUGUGUCUGAAUCCCAGACUCACUCAUCAUUCCAAUCCCAGCAGAAGCAGCCUCAGGUUUUGUCACAGCAGCUUCCAUUUAUUUUCCAAAGCUCUCAGGCAAAGGAGGAAUCUGUGAACAAACACACCAGUGUAAUACAGUCUACGGGAUUGGUGUCCAAUGUGAAACCUUUAUCUUUGGUAAAUCAAGCCAAAAAGGAAACUUACAUGAAACUUAUAGUUCCUUCUCCUGAUGUUCUUAAAGCAGGGAAUAAAAAUACCUCUGAAGAAUCUAGUUCUUUGACCAGUGAAUUGCGAUCUAAACGGGAACARCAUAAACAGACAUUCCCAUCACAGUUAAAGAAACAAGAGUCAUCUAAGAGCCUGAAGAAGGUUAUUGCAGCUUUGUCAAAUCCAAAAGCAACCUCUAGCUCACCAGCAUAUCCAAAACAAACAUUAGAAAACAACCACCCUAAUCCAUUCUUGACAAAUGCACUUUUAGGUAAUCACCAACCAAAUGGAGUUAUUCAAAGUGUCAUUCAAGAAGCUCCUCUAGCACUUACUACCAAAACUAAAAUACAGUGUAAGAUGAAUGAAAAUAUUGCUACUGCAAGUAGCAGCACGCCCUUUUCCUCACCUGUAAAUUUGAGUACAAGUGGGAGAAGAACCCCAGGCAAUCAGACACCUGUAAUUCCCUCCGCCUCUUCUAUAUUGCAUAAUCAAGGGAAGGAAAAAACAGUUAGCAAUAAUGUAAACACAUUAAAACCACAGCCUCUCUCUCAUCCUGCAAAAUCUUUGGUGGAACAAUUCAGAGGAACAGAUUCAGACAUUCCCAGUAGUAAAGAUUCUGAAGAUUCAAAUGAGGAUGAAGAGGAAGAUGAUGAGGAAGAAGAUGAGGAGGAUGAUGAAGAUGAUGACUCUGAUGACAGUCAAUCAGAAUCAGAUAGUAAUUCAGAAUCAGAUUCAGAAGGAUCAGAAGAAGAAGAUGAUGAUGAUAAAGACCAAGAUGAAUCAGAUAGCGAUACUGAAGGAGAGAAAACUUCACUGAAACUGAAUAAAACAACUUCCUCUGUCAAAAGCCCUUCCAUCAGUCUCACAGCUCACUCAACACCUCGUAACCUCCACAUAGGAAAAGCCCCAGGCUCUCCUCCUGCUGCCUUAUGUUCUGAAUCCCAGUCACCUGCUUUUCUUGGCACAUCUUCUUCCACACUUACUUCAAGUCCACACUCUGGCAAUUCUAAAAGAAGAAGAGUUACAGAUGAACGCGAACUGCGAAUUCCUUUGGAAUAUGGCUGGCAGAGAGAGACAAGAAUAAGAAACUUUGGAGGGCGCCUUCAAGGAGAAGUAGCAUAUUAUGCUCCAUGUGGAAAGAAACUUAGGCAGUACCCUGAAGUAAUAAAGUAUCUCAGCAGAAAUGGAAUAAUGGAUAUCUCAAGGGACAAUUUCAGCUUCAGUGCAAAAAUAAGAGUGGGUGACUUCUAUGAAGCCAGAGAUGGACCGCAGGGAAUGCAGUGGUGUCUUUUGAAAGAAGAGGAUGUCAUUCCUCGAAUCAGGGCAAUGGAAGGUCGUAGAGGAAGACCACCAAAUCCAGAUAGACAGCGAGCAAGAGAGGAAUCCAGGAUGAAACGUCGGAAGGGUCGACCUCCAAAUGUUGGCAGUGCAGAAUUCCUAGAUAACACAGAUGCCAAAUUGCUAAGAAAAUUGCAGGCUCAAGAAAUAGCCAGGCAAGCAGCACAAAUAAAGCUUUUGAGAAAACUUCAAAAGCAGGAACAGGCUCGGGUUGCUAAAGAAGCUAAAAAACAACAAGCAAUAAUGGCUGCUGAGGAGAAACGAAAGCAAAAAGAACAGAUAAAGAUUAUGAAACAACAGGAAAAAAUUAAGAGAAUACAGCAAAUCAGAAUGGAAAAAGAACUUCGAGCCCAGCAAAUUCUAGAGGCUAAAAAGAAAAAGAAGGAAGAAGCGGCAAAUGCCAAAUUAUUGGAGGCCGAGAAACGAAUAAAGGAAAAAGAAAUGAGAAGACAACAAGCUGUUCUUCUGAAGCAUCAGGAGUUGGAGAGGCAUAGACUAGAUAUGGAACGUGAGCGAAGACGACAACAUAUGAUGCUUAUGAAAGCUAUGGAAGCUCGUAAAAAAGCAGAAGAAAAAGAACGGUUGAAGCAAGAAAAACGUGAUGAGAAAAGAUUAAAUAAAGAACGUAAACUAGAGCAACGAAGAUUAGAAUUAGAAAUGGCCAAGGAACUAAAGAAGCCUAAUGAAGAUAUGUGCUUAGCAGAUCAAAAGCCUUUGCCAGAGUUGCCUCGUAUUCCAGGACUUGUUCUCUCUGGAAGUACAUUUUCAGACUGUCUCAUGGUGGUACAGUUCUUACGAAACUUUGGUAAAGUUUUGGGCUUUGAUGUGAAUAUUGAUGUUCCAAACCUGAGUGUUCUUCAAGAGGGAUUACUAAAUAUAGGGGACAGCAUGGGUGAAGUACAAGACUUGCUUGUGAGGCUCCUCUCGGCUGCUGUAUGUGAUCCAGGUCUAAUUACAGGAUACAAGGCUAAAACAGCUCUUGGAGAGCAUUUGCUGAAUGUUGGUGUGAAUAGAGACAAUGUGUCCGAGAUUUUGCAGAUUUUUAUGGAAGCCCACUGUGGGCAAACUGAGCUCACUGAAAGUCUGAAGACCAAAGCUUUUCAGGCUCACACUCCAGCACAGAAAGCCUCAAUCCUUGCUUUCCUGAUCAAUGAACUGGCAUGCAGCAAGAGUGUAGUGAGUGAAAUUGACAAGAACAUUGACUAUAUGUCAAACUUAAGGAGAGAUAAGUGGGUAGUAGAAGGUAAACUCCGCAAGCUCAGAAUAAUUCAUGCUAAGAAAACAGGCAAAAGAGACACUUCAGGUGGCAUUGAUCUUGGAGAAGAUCAACAUCCUUUGGGUACACCUACUCCGGGACGCAAGCGAAGAAGGAAGGGAGGAGACAGUGAUUUUGAUGAUGAUGAUGAUGAUGAUAGUGAUGACCAAGCUGAUGAGGAUGAUGAAGAUGAAGAAGAUAAAGAUGAUAAAAAAGGAAAGAAGACUGAUACCUGUGAAGACGAGGAUGAAGGUGACCAAGCAGCAAGUGUUGAAGAGCUAGAAAAACAGAUUGAAAAACUGAGUAAACAACAAAGUCAGUACAGAAGGAAGCUCUUCGAUGCUUCUCAUUCAUUACGUUCGAUGAUGUUCGGCCAGGAUCGUUACAGACGCAGAUACUGGAUUCUUCCCCAGUGUGGGGGGAUUUUUGUAGAAGGCAUGGAAAGUGGUGAAGGACUAGAAGAAAUUGCAAAAGAAAGAGAAAAACUUAAAAAGGCAGAAAGUAUCCAAAUCAAAGAAGAAAUGUUUGAGACUUCUGGGGAUACUUUAAAUUGUUCAAAUACAGAUCACUGUGAGCAAAAGGAAGAUCUUAAAGAAAAAGAUAACACAAAUCUGUUUCUUCAGAAACCUGGCUCUUUUUCCAAAUUAAGCAAGCUUUUGGAAGUAGCUAAGAUGCCUCCUGAGUCAGACAUUGUGACCUCCAAACCAAAUGUUAGUGCAAAUGGGUGCACACUGUCUUAUCAAAAUAGUGGAAAACAUUCAGUGAGCAGCAUUCCAUCAACAGCAUCACAAAGCAACAUGGAGAAGACAGACUCUAAUCUGUUUAACACUGGUUCAGGUGGUCCAGGGAAAUUCUAUAGUCCUCUACCCAAUGACCAAUUGUUAAAAACACUGACUGAAAAGAAUAGACAAUGGUUUAGCCUUUUGCCAAGAACGCCUUGUGAUGAUACUUCACUUACCCAUGCCGAUACGUCAACUUCUUUAGUGACUCCUCAGUCUCAGCCACCAUCCAAGUCACCUUCACCUGCCCCAGCUCCUCUUCUUGGAUCAUCUUCUCAGAAUCCUGUUGGCCUAAAUCCAUUUGCUGUUUCACCUCUUCAGAUGAAAAGUGGAGUGUCUAUGAUGGGACUUCAGUUUUGUGGGUGGUCCACUGGUGUGCUUACUUCCAAUAUUCCAUUUACAUCACCUUUACCUACUCUGGGAUCAGGGUUGGGAUUAUCUGAAGGAAAUGGUAAUUCAUUCUUGACUUCCAAUGUUGCUUCAAGUAAAAGUGAAUCUCCAGUACCUCAGAAUGAAAAGGUCUCAUCAACUCAACCUGCAGCUGUUGAAGUAGCAAAACCAGUAGAUUUUCCUAGUCCAAAACCUAUUCCAGAAGAAAUGCAGUUUGGUUGGUGGAGGAUUAUUGACCCGGAGGACCUGAAAACUUUGCUCAAGGUGCUACAUCUCAGAGGAAUCAGAGAAAAGGCAUUACAAAAACAAAUUCAGAAACACUUGGAUUAUAUUACUCAAGCAUGUAUCAAGAACAAGGAUGUUGCUAUUAUUGAAUUAAAUGAAAAUGAAGAAAGCCAGGUAACACGAGAUAUUGUGGAAAACUGGUCAGUAGAAGAACAAGCAAUGGAAAUGGACUUGAGUAUCCUUCAACAGGUAGAAGAUCUAGAAAGGAGAGUUGCAUCAGCAAGUUUGCAAGUGAAGGGUUGGAUGUGUCCAGAGCCUGCAUCAGAAAGGGAGGACUUGGUAUAUUUUGAACAUAAAUCAUUUACUAAAUUGUGCAAGGAGCAUGAUGGAGAACUUACUGGAGAAGAAGAAAACAGUGUAAAUGCACUAGAACGGAAGAGUGACAACCCCCUAGAUAUAGCUGUAACCAGGCUGGCUGAUUUGGAGCGGAACAUUGAAAGAAGAAUUGAAGAGGAUAUUGCUCCAGGGCUCAGGGUAUGGAGAAGGGCAUUAUCAGAAGCUCGCAGUGCUGCACAGGUAGCACUGUGCAUUCAGCAAUUACAGAAAUCAAUAGCAUGGGAAAAAUCAAUUAUGAAAGUUUACUGCCAAAUAUGUCGAAAAGGAGAUAAUGAAGAACUACUUCUCCUUUGUGAUGGCUGUGACAAAGGCUGUCAUACCUACUGCCAUAGACCCAAGAUUACAACUAUACCMGAUGGGGACUGGUUCUGUCCAGCUUGCAUUGCUAAGGCAAGUGGUCAAACUAUAAAAAUCAAAAAACUUAACGUCAAAGGAAAAAAGUCUAAUGAAUCGAAGAAAGGCAAGAAAGUAACUUUAACAGGGGAUACUGAAGAUGAAGACUCUGCAUCUACAAGUAGUUCACUAAAAAGAGGAAACAAAGACCUCAAAAAAAGAAAAAUGGAGGAAAAUACUUCUAUUAACUUAUCAAAACAAGAAAGUUUUUCUUCUGUUAAGAAACCCAAAAGAGAUGAUUCUAAGGACCUAGCUCUUUGCAGUAUGAUCCUGACUGAAAUGGAAACUCAUGAGGAUGCUUGGCCUUUCCUACUUCCUGUAAACUUGAAACUUGUACCUGGUUAUAAGAAAGUUAUUAAGAAACCUAUGGACUUUUCUACAAUUAGAGAGAAACUGAGUAACGGACAGUAUCCAAACCUUGAAACCUUUGCUGUAGAUGUCAGGCUUGUUUUUGACAACUGUGAAACAUUUAAUGAAGAUGAUUCUGAUAUAGGCAGAGCUGGCCACAAUAUGAGGAAAUAUUUUGAAAAAAAAUGGACAGAUACUUUCAAAGUGAGCUGAAGUUAUAAUACUCUCUUUAUUUUUUUUUCCUUUUAAACAAAGACAAAUGAGACCAGCAAUGUGAACUGUAUUUACAUAAAUGUGCAAGGCACAUACAAAAUGACUUUUUUUUUCCUUAAAAUAAGUAUCAGAAAAUAUCAGAAGAUAUACCAUUUUUAAAGGCUUCACUCCUAUGACAACCAAAACCUUUGGUUAUUGGUUUGUGUGAUUUAUCAGCUAAUGUAGGUAGAACAGGGAAGCACACCCAAAGAAUUUUCAAAGGAAAGGGUGUUAUAGUGCAAUAGCAGUUAAAAUAUAUCAAAUCGCACUGAAUAUUCAACACCAGAGCUCUAAUGUGGGAAAUGGUUCUCCUUUCCCUCUCAAUAAAUAUCUAUUUUUCAUUUUUUUACUUUGUAGUUUAUUUUUUAGUGAAUGUAUUUAAUUUUAUGAAUUAUUUAUGAUUAUACCACAUCCAGAAUCUUCGUUUUCUGUGAAAAGGAAGAACUAGAAAAUUGCUUUAAAUCUUGAAAAUACAACAAGGAAUGUUUUAAAAUAUAAAACAAAGCCAAGUUAAACUGUUUACACUGAUGUGCUAUAAAAGCACCAAAAAUAAACUUUACUGUAGAGUUACAAGUACAUUUAUAUAUAUAUACAUAUAUAUAUAUAUAUAUGUUGCUGCAUCACUUGUGUAGUUAAAUUGUAUUUCAAGACAGUGAAAAAUAUUGACAUGUAUAUACUGUUCAUUAUUGUUUAUAUUAAGUCUUGUUUUAAAUAUGUAUUAUGUGUAUAUAUUGUUUGCAGACAUUAUUGUUUAUGCCUUAGAAGGACUGUAGCAUCUUAUUUUAGUCUGAAGGUGAUGAUAGCUAUACAGCUUGUACAGUAAUUAUCCUCUACCAACACUGUGGCGUCUCCCUAAUCUUGGUAGUGCCUGCCUUUGAAACAGGGUGUAGGGGAUAUUAGUUUUCCAUUUUUCUAUUUUGUUAUAUAAUUUUAAGCCACCAGGGCCUAAAUUAAAGUAUAAUCAUUUGUAUCCAUGUGGAAUAAAAUCGUGACAAUUUCCUACACACACAGUAUUUUUUCAUAGAGACAUUUCCCUCCCAUUUGCCUUGCCUCAGAAAUAAAUUUAAAAGACAUUUGUAACCACUGUGUUUUAUCUACUGUGUGUUGUGGUGGCCUGUUGGAGGCAAAUAGAUCAGAAUUUUUUUUGUACUUAUGUAAGAGUACUUGAAGUUUUAUUUAAAAUAAAAUGUUGUGGAAAAGG